Messenger RNA from Danio rerio (zebrafish), 510 nucleotides. NCBI's taxonomy places the organism in Eukaryota, Metazoa, Chordata, Actinopteri, Cypriniformes, Danionidae. The record is from RefSeq and is a predicted model, not a curated record.
AUGUCUAAGUGGACACAAUAUCAUAAUAACAUUGUCCUGUCUAUCUUUCCUCAGUUUGUGGCACAUCCAAACUGUCAGCAGCAGUUGUUGACGAUCUGGUACGAGAAUCUGUCUGGUCUUCGGGAGCAAACCACUGCGGUCAAGUGUCUGGUUGUGUUGGUGGUGGCGCUGGGACUUCCCCUGCUCGCCGUGGGCUAUUGGUUUGCCCCGUGUAGUAAGCUUGGUAAAAUCCUGCGCAGUCCUUUCAUGAAGUUUGUGGCUCACGCGGCCUCCUUCAUCAUCUUCCUGUGUCUGCUGGUGUUCAACGCGUCUGACCGCUUCGAGGGCAUCACCACGCUUCCCAACGUCACUGUCACUGACCACCCGCUGCAGAUCUUCAGGGUCAAGACCACUCAGUUCUCAUGGACAGAAAUACUCAUCAUGGUCUGGGUGGCAGGUAGGGAUGUGGGCUGUUUAUCACCUAUGAGCUGGUUUACAUACACACCAAUAUGCUGAUCAAAAUGAUUCGCC